AUGUGUGGCAGUUACUACGGCAACCUCUGUGGCUACGGCUGUGGGCUUGGCCCCUACUCUGGCUGGGGAUGGGGAACCGGCUAUGGCUGUGGCCCCUGCUCUGGCUGGGGUUACAGAACUGGCUACAGCUGUGGGCUUGGCCCCUAUUCUGGCUGGGGAUACGGAACCGGCUUUGGCUGUGGCUCUGGCUCUGGCUACUGGGGUUACCGGCCGCUGUGCUACAGAAGAUGUUACUCUUCUUGCUGCUAG
Molecule: messenger RNA, 249 nt
Organism: Artibeus jamaicensis (Jamaican fruit-eating bat)
Lineage: Eukaryota; Metazoa; Chordata; Mammalia; Chiroptera; Phyllostomidae
Product: keratin-associated protein 21-1-like
Exons: 1
Coding region: 1-249 (82 amino acids)
Source: RefSeq, a predicted model, not a curated record